Trichomonas vaginalis G3 is the source of this 819-nucleotide messenger RNA. Its product is annotated as ribonuclease H-like family. Bases 1 to 819 code for a protein of 272 amino acids. The transcript has a single exon. NCBI's taxonomy places the organism in Eukaryota, Parabasalia, Trichomonadida, Trichomonadidae. The record is from RefSeq and is a predicted model, not a curated record.
AUGCACAAAGAUCUUUGGCUAAAGGAGUUUAAAAAGGAAGAAUCAGUGGGUGUUGCGAUCGAUGCCGGAAAACUCGGUAAAAGAUCAUAUCUUACGAGUUCAAUCAUGUGCGCAACAUCUCAGCUCAAGCCAAUGCCAUUAGAGACAUUCCCGAAUUUUACAGGUACUAAAGUGGCGUAUGAACAUGCGCUUUCACACAUCACAGAUUUUCUCAUAAGAUUUUACCAGAUUGAUGUUGCUGGUUUCGUAGCAGACAAUCUCAGAGUCCAAUGGUCUGCACUUGCAUCAGUCCUUGAAAAUGCACCAGAACAUCUUGCCAUUCCAUGUGGAUGUCAUACAUUUCACCUUUGUCUUAAUGAUGCAAGAAAACUCUGUCCAAAAUUCGACAAAUUUUGCCAAAAUGUCGAAUUGUUUUCAAAAAUCUUCUCGAGCAAGCCUGUUGCAUCACGACUUGGAGGUGGAUGCCCAACAGUUUGUUUAACUCGUUGGACAAAUUUGUAUGACAUUGCAUCUUGGAUAGUCUUCCAUGUCGAAUCAAUCGUCGAUUUCCUUGUUUCUGCAGAUGUUCGUGAAGUUCCAGAAAUUCACGAACACAUUGAAGGAAUCGUGAAAGUGCUUUUUGUUUACGCUCCUUCUCUCGUAUCCUUCUUAACAGCCUUCAAGCUUCUUUCACAGAAACUCGAAAGCGAUAAUAUUACGAUCGCUCAAGUAUUCCCAUAUACACUUUCCGCCUUAAUAUCGACACAGGAAGUAAUGCAUCAAGAUUUGCAGCCGUUCUAUGAUAUCCUCAAAACUCAGAUGGAUCAGAGGAUGUAUUAA